CGCUGACAGAGGACCUGGCUUUUGUCUUUCUCACUCUGAGCUGGUCCCACAUUUACCCCCAACCCCUGGACCGGCCUGCCACACCUGAAGAUGCUGAAGCCAGAGCUAGAGCCCAGAGGGGGCUUCUCUUUCGAGAACUGCCAGAGAAACAUAUCCUUAGACCGCGUCCUCCCGGGGUUCCGGAGCCCUCAAGCACACAAGACUGGGACCACCAUCGCGGGCCUUGUGUUCCGAGACGGAGUCAUCCUGGGCGCGGAUACGCGGGCCACUAACGAUUCCGUAGUGAUGGGCAAAAGCUGCGAGAAGAUCCACUUCAUCGCCCCCAAAAUCUACUGCUGUGGGGCUGGAGUAGCCGCAGACGCCGAGAUGACCACGCGAAUGGCGGCGUCCAACAUGGAGCUACACGCCCUGUCCACGGGCCGAGAGCCUCGCGUGGCCACGGUCACGCGCGUUCUGCGCCAAACGCUCUUCCGGUACCAGGGCCACGUGGGGGCGUCGCUGAUAGUGGGCGGAGUAGACGUGACCGGACAGCAACUCUACAGCGUGCAUCCCCACGGCUCCUAUAGCCGGCUGCCCUUCACAGCCCUGGGUUCGGGCCAGGACGCAGCCCUGGCGGUACUGGAGGAUCGGUUCCAGCCCAACAUGGGGCUGGAGGCCGCGCAGGAGCUGCUAGUGGAAGCCAUCACUGCAGGGAUCCUAGGUGACCUGGGCUCUGGGGGCAGUGUGGAUGCAUGUGUGAUAACGAGGACUGGCACCAAGCUUCUGCGAACAUUGAGCUCACCCACAAUGCCCAUAGAAAGGCCCAGGCAAUACCGCUUUGCCCCUGGGACCACAGCUGUCCUGACCCAGACAGUGAAGCCACUGACCCUGGAGCUGCUGGAGGAAACCGUACAGGCCAUGGAAGUGGAGUAAAGUAGGAUGGUACUUAGAGCUUGGAACAAGGGGGAAUAAACCUGGGAAAUAAAAAAAACAAAAACCACCUAAA
Hyaena hyaena (striped hyena) is the source of this 985-nucleotide messenger RNA. RefSeq names its product proteasome 20S subunit beta 10 (gene PSMB10). The coding region runs from base 91 to 912 and encodes 273 amino acids. The transcript is spliced from 8 exons. NCBI's taxonomy places the organism in Eukaryota, Metazoa, Chordata, Mammalia, Carnivora, Hyaenidae. Gene Ontology annotation, cellular component: proteasome core complex. The record is from RefSeq and is a predicted model, not a curated record.